Messenger RNA from Pollicipes pollicipes, 575 nucleotides. RefSeq names its product 1-phosphatidylinositol 4,5-bisphosphate phosphodiesterase-like. NCBI's taxonomy places the organism in Eukaryota, Metazoa, Arthropoda, Thecostraca, Pollicipedomorpha, Pollicipedidae. The record is from RefSeq and is a predicted model, not a curated record.
GCGAGAGGUCGGCGGACGGGAUGUCGGUGGUCGGCUCACUCACGGCCACCGCCGCCGCCGGGCCGCAGGCGCGCCCGCCGCUCUCCGACCGUUGCAGGGUGGCAGUGCUACUGCCGUAACGCCACACCAUGACGAAGAAGUUUGACUUUAACUGGCGCAUACUGCCAGAGGCACUCACACAAGGCUGUGUGCUGGACAGGUGGACAGAGGAGAAGGACAACGUCGACUUCGAGCCGCAGUGCCUGUUCCGAGUGGACGAGUAUGGCUUCUUCAUCUACUGGAAGAGCGAUGGAAACGACGCCGAUCUGCUGGAGCUCUGCCAGGUCAACGACAUCAGGGCGGGCGGUUUGCCUCGGGACCCCAAGCUGCUGAACCAGUUGCAGGCGCGCCACGGGGCUGACCUCGAGGCCAAGUCGCUGAGCAUCUGCAGUGGCACCGACAUGGUCAACAUCAACUUGCAGCACGUGAUCCUGCCCGAUGUGGAGACGGCCAAGGUAUGGCUGUCAGUUCUGCGCGCCGCCACACAUAACGAAGCCAAUAAUGUGUGCCCCAUGACAUGUCUCAUCAAGCAGUAA